Sitophilus oryzae (rice weevil) is the source of this 1977-nucleotide messenger RNA. RefSeq names its product glutathione S-transferase 1-like. The record is from RefSeq and is a predicted model, not a curated record. Lineage: Eukaryota; Metazoa; Arthropoda; Insecta; Coleoptera; Curculionidae. Gene Ontology annotation, molecular function: glutathione transferase activity. Gene Ontology annotation, biological process: glutathione metabolic process.
AAUCCCAUACUUUACGAUAACGCUUACAUCAACGUCGAAGACCACAAGGAAUCCAUUCUCAAAACCUACGCCCUGAUGGAAAAAUUCCUACGUUCCUACCCUUGGAUAGCUGGAAAAAGGGUCACCAUCGCGGAUCUGAGUCUGAUCCCAUCCAUAACAUCACUGAACGUGAUCGUACCGAUCGACAAAGAGGAUUAUCCCAACUUGGCCAAGUGGAUAGAAAAAGCCGAAACCCUGCCUUGUUACGUGGAAAACCAGAACGGUUUGAAUCUUCUGAGAGAUUUGUUGAGUAACCGUUGUUGUUGUCCCUGUUGAACCUUGAAAGCAACAGAGAAAACUUUUAUGAAUGUUUAUAAUCUUAGGCUAAGUAUAAGUAGGACGAACUAAAAGGUUUAUAAUAUACCUCCUAGAUGUAAUUUUUAAAGCUCGAUUAUUGUCAGUGUUCAGUUAUAUAGGGAUUGGAGUUGAAUUAUUAAAAAUUUAAAAAAAAAACAUAAAAUGUUAUCAAUUUCAACUACUACUAAACCGUGUACUUCAGUGUUGUCAUGUCAUAAAUAUCACGUAACACUUUCAGGGACUUUUUUCCAUUUUAUUAUAUCUGGCAAGUUUAUUUUGGUUCAAUUUUGAUUUGAGAAAAAUCAUUGAAAUAUCGAAAUGUUUGUUUUUAUGCAAAAAUCAUCAAUACAUUUGUUAAUGAAUUUUACAUAAGGAAUAUAAUUCGUUAAAUAAAUGAAUUAUAUAUAAUAAUAAAGUAGUAGUGUAUAAAAUUUAAGUCAAUUUUAUAAUGACCGAUUUCUAUAUUUACCUAUAUGGAAUGACAUUUUAAUUCAGUCAGACAAUUAAUUGUUUCUUAUCAAAAAUUGAAAUAAAUUAUAAUUAUUGUGAUAUGUAUAUCAAAAAAUUAAGAAAAAUAAUAAUAAAAAAAAAGAAUUUAAACUAUAUUGUUUUAUUAAGAGUAAAAAUGAUACUUUUUGUUCCGAGGCAAAAAUAGUAUAUUGUUUUAUUAGGAGUAAAAAUCAUGUAAAAAUGACGCUUGAGGAAAAAAUGACACUUGUAAGUUUGAUUUAGCUUGGUUGACAUACAUUUGAUUUGGUUGACAUACAGCCGAAGCACAAAAAGUCAUUUUUACUCUGAAUAGAACAUACUAUUUUUUUUCAAACGCCACAAAUAAUUUUUUAAACAAUUUCAAAUGUUCCAAAUAAUAUAGACGAUUUAAAAGUCAUAGGCGUAAAAGUGAUUUACUUUUAUGCUUAGGCGUUAAAAUGACUUUUUUUAUUGUUAAUCACGUCGCAAAAAUUAAUACUUUUGUGACGUGUGAAAAAAAAAGAAUAUUGUUGUCUGCAACUGUCCUGCUGAAUGGGAUUGUUAUAAUUUCAUAGAUUAAUUAUUGUUAAAGAUUGUUGUAUGUAGAUGUCGGUAGCGAUUAUUUUUCUUAUGUAAAAUUUAUUCUAAACUUUUUAGUGCCAGUCUUAUCUGUUAUAUAACACAUUAAACUUUUUAUAGCUUUACUUUGUGUUGAUAUUGUUUCUGUAUGUUUUUAGUUUUAAAUAUAUCUAAGUGUUAUAAUUUUUUGGUUUGGUUUGACAUUUUUAUAGUACUAAUCAAAUCUAAAUCAAAAAUUAAACUUUUCCAAAAAAGAGAACAAAUUUUCUUUUUACAUUUAUAAAGAAUUGUCAUACGACAUAGUGUAGAGGUUAUUUGCCACUUACUAUACUUUUUAUAUUAUGAAUAGUGAUGUUGAUUUAGUGAUUAGCAGAAUUUGCUCUCGCGGAGUUCAGCGUGGAUGCAUCUUCUGUAUUUUUUUGUUUUAUGACACAUGGUAAUUUUAAAAAUUGCCAAGAUAAAACAUGUAAAAAAUAAGAAUAUUAUUAAAAGGAACUUUGUUACAAGUUCAUAACAGAUAGCAAAAAUAUCACAUCUAUGUGUUAAUUUUAAUAAAUAAAUAUAUACUUUCAAAAAAUACAUUUUCUGAAAAAG